This is a messenger RNA of Styela clava, 1425 nucleotides long. The record is from RefSeq and is a predicted model, not a curated record. Lineage: Eukaryota; Metazoa; Chordata; Ascidiacea; Stolidobranchia; Styelidae.
CCUCUUUUUACUAGGUUAGGCUAUGAUUUGUUGGCUAUGCCUUUACCACGUACGACGUAGUUACGUGAAUUGGUGGAUUUCCCGACCGCAUUUGUUGGAAAUUUUAAGACAAGACAACGAGACAAGAAUUAAAUAGGAAAUCGAUCCGACCGAGAGAAUAUGGCCAAUAGGAAGCCAAAAUGCCAAGAACAAGACAACCCAGCAAUAUACCCUGAGUGCGAUCCUGUACAAGAUUGCCCAGGAGAUGAUGAGGCUGUGGGGAGAAAAAAUACAAUGAAACAAGAACACAAAAUAAACGAAGAAUUACGGGAUUUUCAAGAAUAUAUUCGUUCCGUCCAAGAGCAUAGAAUAUUUCAGCAGCAUGAAAGCUAUUUAACAUCUGAUGACAAAAGAGAAAUUAUAAAUAAAUGUUUUGAUGUGAUCCAGUUUCUCACUGAAAUAUCAGAAAAUUUCAACAUUAAGCAAUUACAGGCCAAAAGACUCGGAUUUGAAGACUUUGUUUGUAGCGUACUACACAGAUUACAACACAGAGCUCAGCUUGUAGGUGACAGAGAACAAGAAAAUAAGCGCAAUGAAGCUAUUCAAAGUUUUCAGAAGUACAUUCGUUCAGUUCAAACUUACGAAAUAUUUAAGAAAUUAAAAUCGUUAUUGACACCUGAUAACAAAGAUGAAGUCAACAAAAGAUGUCACGAAUUAGACAAAAUGCUCAGUGACAACCUGAGAAAGCUCGAUAUUAAAGAUAUUGAGUCCGAAAGACGAGAACUCGAUGAUUUUAUCAAGAUUCUCAUGAACAGUUUACAAAGUAAAGAUCAGGAAGAGAAAGGAAGGCAAGAACAAGAGCUACGAGUUGUAAUUCAAAGUUUUCGUAACUACAUUCGUUCUGUCCAACAACAUGAAUUAUUCAAACAGUAUGAAAGGUUUAUAUCUCCAGAAGAUCGAAACAAAAUUAAUAGAAAAUGUGUUGCAUUGGAGAAAUUUCUAAAUGACAAGAAAGAUUUCAAACUCCAACGGAUACAUAAAAAACAAUCAAAACUCGAAAGUUUUGUUAAUGAUAUGUUGAAAAGUCUGCAAUAUCAAUCCCAGAUCGCAGAACUAGGUAUGGAAAGAAAAGAAGAACAGGAACAACAUAAAGCAAUUAGGGAAUUUGAGCGAUAUGUUCAUUCAGUUGAAACGCAUUCUAUAUUCGGAGAUUAUCAAACGUUUUUGUCACCUGAUGAAAAAGAAGCUAUCAAAGUUGAAUGCAUCAGAUCGAAGGAAUUUCUUAGUUCAAAUUCUGAAAAGCUUGACACCAAAAAAAUACAGAUCGAGAAAGAAAAAUUUGCAAAGAACGUUGAAAGUGUUUUGGAGAUACUACAACAGGCAAGUGCACUCAAAUCGAUGUUUUUCACAAAUCUCAAAUCUCUAACAUUCUGGAAUCUUUAUUAG